Candida dubliniensis CD36 is the source of this 792-nucleotide messenger RNA. RefSeq names its product sphingolipid homeostasis protein (gene ORM1). Gene Ontology annotation, biological process: intracellular sphingolipid homeostasis; ceramide metabolic process; negative regulation of ceramide biosynthetic process. The transcript has a single exon. The record is from RefSeq and is a predicted model, not a curated record. Gene Ontology annotation, cellular component: endoplasmic reticulum membrane. Lineage: Eukaryota; Fungi; Ascomycota; Pichiomycetes; Serinales; Debaryomycetaceae. The coding region runs from base 1 to 792 and encodes 263 amino acids.
AUGACUGACGUUUCACCUAAUUCAAAAAUUGAACAUUUGACACCCGAUAAUAUAACCGUGACUGCUCCACCUCAACCACCAUUUUCAUCGUCAACAUCAGCAUCAGCUUCAACAUCAACAUCUAUAGCUGAAGAUCACCUUACUACACCUAUUCCAACCCCACUGCCUUCUCAUAGAAGAGGUAGUAGUAUAGGUAGUUCCAAUUCACCUUCUCGUAAUAGAAGCAAUAGCAAUAGUGCGAAUGCCUUGACUCCAACUCCAUCUCAUCAUCAACCAGCACAUUCAAUAACUAGACAACGGAGAUCAUCUUCAUUGAUCCAACAUUUGGAACCAGAUACUUUAGACACGAAAAUCGAUCAAGCAUUGAAUCCUAAUGUUAAUGCCAAUUGGGUUCAUCAAAAAGGUGCAUGGGUGAUUCAUGUUGUCAUUAUUAUAUUAGUGAAAAUGAUUUUCAAUUUUAUUAGUGUUUUAAAUAAUGAUUGGAAAUGGACUUUAACUAAUUUGACUUAUAAUAUUGGUUCAUAUAUUAUGUUUCAUCAAGUUAAAGGAACUCCAUUUGAAUUUAAUAGUGGGGCCUAUGAUAAUUUAACCAUGUGGGAACAAAUUGAUAAUGGUGAUCAAUAUACUCCAUCGAAAAAAUUUUUGAUGUUGGUUCCUAUUGGAUUGUUUUUAAUUAGUACUCAUUAUUCAAGUUAUAAUUUGAAUUUGUUCAUAUUAAAUGGACUUAGUUGUCUUUGUGUGGUUGUUCCUAAAUUAGCUUUUGCUCAUAGAUUAAGAGUGACGUUAUUUUGA